Molecule: messenger RNA, 1379 nt
Organism: Vigna angularis (adzuki bean)
Lineage: Eukaryota; Viridiplantae; Streptophyta; Magnoliopsida; Fabales; Fabaceae
Product: actin
Exons: 5
Coding region: 175-1308 (377 amino acids)
Cellular component (GO): cytoplasm
Source: RefSeq, a predicted model, not a curated record
GUUACGGGUUUGUGGUGUGGGAGGUGAAAUCCGGGCUUUAAAAGCGCGAAUGCUCGAAAGAUGUUACAUCCGUUCACAAUUCAGUUUUGAACCUAAAGAGCGGGUCGCUGAGAUCGGAGAAACCUUUCUUCCAAACGCCAUCUCCAUCUCCUUCUUCAGAUCUUAAGAUAGAAAAUGGCAGAUGGUGAGGAUAUUCAGCCACUCGUCUGCGAUAAUGGAACAGGAAUGGUCAAAGCUGGAUUUGCGGGGGAUGAUGCUCCAAGGGCUGUGUUUCCCAGCAUCGUUGGUCGUCCCCGUCACACUGGAGUGAUGGUUGGCAUGGGCCAAAAAGAUGCAUAUGUUGGGGAUGAAGCUCAGUCCAAGAGAGGUAUAUUAACCCUGAAAUAUCCCAUUGAGCACGGUAUUGUGAAUAACUGGGAUGACAUGGAGAAGAUCUGGCAUCACACCUUCUACAAUGAACUCCGUGUUGCUCCCGAGGAGCACCCAGUCCUGCUCACCGAAGCACCUCUCAACCCAAAAGCUAACCGUGAAAAAAUGACCCAAAUUAUGUUUGAGACCUUCAAUACCCCUGCCAUGUAUGUUGCCAUCCAGGCUGUUCUGUCCUUGUAUGCCAGUGGCCGUACAACUGGUAUCGUUCUAGACUCUGGAGAUGGUGUCAGCCAUACUGUCCCCAUUUAUGAGGGCUACGCUCUUCCUCAUGCCAUCCUCCGUCUUGACUUGGCAGGACGCGAUCUCACUGAUGCCUUGAUGAAGAUCCUUACAGAACGUGGCUAUUCAUUCACUACCACAGCUGAGCGAGAAAUUGUAAGGGAUGUAAAGGAAAAGCUGGCUUAUAUUGCCCUUGAUUAUGAGCAAGAGCUUGAAACAUCAAAAACUAGCUCCUCUGUUGAGAAGAGCUAUGAGUUACCUGAUGGACAGAUUAUCACCAUUGGCGCUGAGCGUUUCCGGUGCCCUGAAGUUCUCUUCCAGCCAUCCAUGAUCGGAAUGGAAGCUGCUGGCAUUCAUGAGACGACUUACAAUUCAAUCAUGAAGUGUGAUGUUGACAUUAGGAAGGACUUGUAUGGCAACAUCGUUCUCAGUGGUGGUUCUACCAUGUUCCCUGGUAUUGCUGACAGAAUGAGCAAGGAAAUCUCAGCUUUGGCCCCUAGUAGCAUGAAGAUUAAGGUCGUUGCUCCACCUGAGAGAAAGUACAGUGUCUGGAUUGGUGGCUCUAUCUUGGCUUCUCUCAGCACUUUCCAACAGAUGUGGAUUGCAAAGGCUGAGUACGAUGAAGCUGGUCCAUCAAUUGUACACAGGAAAUGCUUCUAGUUUUAUAUUAUCAAAAUUUUGGGUUGUUAAAUCAGUUACUGAGUUGAUGACGGAGUAAAAUUCUUUGAUCA